UUUCGUUUAGGGACCAUCAACCUCUACACAACCAACAAUGCCGGCGCAGUCUAAUAAGGUUAAAAGACGAAAAAAUAGGAAAAAAACAAAAAGGCUUCAAAAGAAUCAAAAUGGAAAAAACGAUAUUAAUCGUGAACUGAUUUCGAAGCUAUUGAGCUCAAUAAAAAAGAAGUACCAAGUACAAAACUCUCGCACUCGUAAGAAAUUAAACUUUCAAAAAAAGUCGCCGGCAAAACAAACAUCAUUGCCCCUACCAACAUUUUACCAACAGAAAAAGGGAAGUCAAAAUCUAUUAGGAAAUGUGAAUAACACUUUAGAAGAUGAGGAGAGUAUAGAGGAAAUACUGAGCAGUGAUGAUGACUGUGUAUUGAUAGACGAUUCAAACGCUUCAAUAAACAUAGAGGAUGAACAACCAAGUACAAGCGAACAAAUCUUCAAAGAUUUGAAGUAUGUCGAAGAUAAGUGCCGUGAAGCCACUCUGCGUCUAAAGGCAAAAACAGACAACAAAGUUAUCUAUUCUCCCAGAAGCGAUGGGGACCCUCAGGAAGAAGUAAACUCCUCUUGUAUUGUUUUGGAUGACAGUAGUGACACCUUAACAGAUCCUAAAACAAUAGUCAAAGAUGCUAACCAAGCUGUGAUUGUUGUGGAUGACUCUAUUGUGGUUGAAGAUUUCAUUCCAUUGUCGUCCGGGAACCAAAGCGAGAAGAGAAUCGGAAGGAAGAGGAGAAGUUCUACCAAUAAAACGCCGCCCAAGAAAGUCAGAACUCGUAUGAAUGAUAGUCUUUUUACAAAGUCCGAGAAGAAAAAACUAGGUGAUUAUAAUAGCAACACUUACAAUCCCGCGGCUCAUGAAAGUCAAACUGCUGACGCCCCAAAGUCCAAUAAACGAGCCGUCAUAAUUGAUGGAAGCAAUGUGGCCUUUGCCCAUGGCAGAUCGAGCAUAUUCUCGAGCGAGGGUAUCAAAAUCUGUAUCGAUUACUUUGACAAAAUGGGGCACAAUGUCAAGGCUGUAAUGCCAUUGUUUCGGAGAAACGCCAGUAAAUCCUCAAAUCCAGAGUUACUUGAUCAGCUGCACAAGGAGGGCAAGAUUGUUUUUACUCCGUGCAAAAACAUACAUGGCCAGAUGUCCAUCAGUUACGAUGAUCGCUUUAUAUUGCAGCUGGCAUAUGAGAUGGAUGCGGCAGUCGUAUCCAAUGACAACUACAGAGACUUAAUGGGGGAAAAUCCAGCGUUUAAAAAGAUUGUGGAAUCUCGGGUCUUGGGAUAUUCGUGGUGCGACAAUAUUUUUAUUCUGCCUAAGGAUCCAUACGGGCGCUGGGGACCUACCCUAUCUGAAAUUUUGAAAUGUUAGUUUAUGUUCAGUUUAGUUUUUCGUUUAAAGUUAUAAAAGUCGAAGCAUUUAA
Drosophila bipectinata is the source of this 1403-nucleotide messenger RNA. RefSeq lists its product as uncharacterized. Lineage: Eukaryota; Metazoa; Arthropoda; Insecta; Diptera; Drosophilidae. Gene Ontology annotation, cellular component: nucleus; cytoplasmic ribonucleoprotein granule. Gene Ontology annotation, molecular function: RNA endonuclease activity; mRNA binding. The record is from RefSeq and is a predicted model, not a curated record.